Messenger RNA from Colletotrichum fioriniae, 888 nucleotides. Lineage: Eukaryota; Fungi; Ascomycota; Sordariomycetes; Glomerellales; Glomerellaceae. The record is from RefSeq and is a predicted model, not a curated record.
AUGGCGGCGGAAGUCCCCAACUCACUAAAUUGGGUGUCCUUCGUGACGGGCAUUCUCUCCUUCGCCCUCACAACUCUCAACUUGAUAGCUCUUUAUGCCAAUUUCGUCGCAACAAUAAGAUCGGCUCCCAACGAGAUACGAGAUUCAUUAGGAAACCUCAGACAACAGCUCUGUGAAGAACGACAAGCCCUACGACACCAGUCGAGAGAAAUUCGCACAAAGACGAAGUUGCGCCAACGCAUCUUCAACCUCAGCGACAGGCACGCCAGCCACGAAGCCCGCUCGGCAUUCUCCUACGCGGAACAGACGCUGCCGCUGCACUACCUCACCCUCCGCGAUCUCUGGCGCACCUUUAAAGAGCUCGAGCGGCCGUUCCUCAUCGCGAGCGGGUACCGCGCCGAGGCCAUCCAUAAUGGCGCGUCGUGGGGCGAGGCGGAUCUCGACGAGAAGGUCCGGGCCGAUUUCGAGAAGCACGGGGAGCAAGGGAGUUUCGCGGACUGGAGUGCGAUUUAUAAGUGUGACUUUGCGCACCGGUUUAUUUGGUGGCAGAUCAAGGAUGAUGUGAAGAAGCUUAGGGACGAGGUUAUGCGGAUCAUGGCGAGGCGGACAGAAAGGGAAGUUACUUAUACGCGCAUGAUGGUGAAGCAGAUCUUUCAGGGCGAUGGGCCGGCGCAAAUCGUCGAUGUACGUCCUCCGAGACGGCCUCCUGGUGGAGGGGGAGGUGGCGGUGGAGGAGCCAGGAGGCGUACGAGCUGGGGAACUGGGCCUGUGAGGCGGAGUCCGAUCCCGAGGAGACGAAGUCCUGCUCCUGUCAGGAGAACUCCUGUGCCCGUCCCUAAGCUCGAGUUCUUCCUCCUCUACAAGCACAAGCAGCAACAGGGGCAAUGA